Plodia interpunctella (Indianmeal moth) is the source of this 939-nucleotide messenger RNA. Its product is annotated as ctenidin-1-like. Lineage: Eukaryota; Metazoa; Arthropoda; Insecta; Lepidoptera; Pyralidae. The record is from RefSeq and is a predicted model, not a curated record. The transcript has 3 exons. Bases 128 to 586 code for a protein of 152 amino acids.
CGAAAAUGAAUGAAUCGUCUCCAUAGUUAGAAUAUCAAUUAGCGUCCUCGCGUCGUGCGAUAUAUAUCGAGAAUGAUUAUUUGUAAAUCAGUUCAAGACUUGGCCUGCUAUUUGUCACUCUCUUAAUAUGGAUUUUUUUAAUAAAGGCGCCAUCUGCAUUUUACUAACAAUAUUUGUAUCAAUUGCGGUCAUAGUGGAUGCAAAUAGUAAUGAGGAAAAUUUGCCAGUAAAAACUGAAACACUGAAGCCCGCAGCAAAUGUUGGAAACUUAAGAACUAAUACAAAUGAAGGAAAAUCAAGGGUGAAACGGCAGUUCGGAGGCUAUUAUGACCCGUAUUAUGGUCGUAGGCGUAUAUAUCCAUAUCCUCCGAUAAUAUUCGGCGGGAUAGGCCUAGGGGGCUUUGGUGGAUAUGGUUACGGUCGAGGUUUUGGCGGACGAGGUUUCGGGGGCAGAGGUGUUGGUGGAAGAGGCUUCGGGGGGAGAGGCAUUGGGGGAAGAGGCUUCGGGGGGAGGGGCAUUGGAGGAAGAGGCAUCGGUGGCAGAGGUGGCGGCGUUGGAGGUGGUCGUGGUGGAGGCAGGGGAUAAAAUGAUUUAAGUUUAAAUAAUUUAUUUCUUAAAAGAAUAUAGGUACUUACAGAUAUUCAUUUAUAGAGAAACUUAAUAUUACUUAGGUUUCUUACCCGACGAGCUCAACAUGAUAUUUACUUUUCAUUAUAUUAAAAACAUGCACAGGACAGCACACACCACGCAUAAUAGUAGGUAUUCAAAUAAAUAAAAUCAAAUAACAUUUUGACAGUACCUACCUACAGAGAGAUUUUUCACUUGCAUUCAUUUUAAACACUAUAUUGGAAGAGACUGCAAUAUUUACAGUAUACUAUAAAAUUUACGUAAUCAACAUUUGAUAAAAUGAUUAAAUGAAAAUAUGAAUAAAAAAGUGA